GACGUCCCCCGCUCCGGCCGCGCCACGAUCCUUCCGCCGACUCACCCCGGCCGAGCAGCUCGAGCGCCGUCGCCAGGGGCUUUGUUAUAACUGCGACGAGCCGUACGUCCCAGGCCAUGUAUGCCCGCGCCUCUUCUACUUGGAGGUGGCCGACUACGUCGAGUUGGACACCACCACCGACGGGCCCGGCGACAUGCCUGGCCCAGUUGCGGUGGACGCCGCCCCGGCGCCCGCGUCGGCGACGGCUCUCGUGGUAUCCCUCCACGCACUCGCGGGCAUCCGAGACGAGCGGACUAUGCUCUUGCCGGUGACGAUCAACGGCGAGCGCCUGGUGACCCUCCUGGAUACGGGGUCCACACAUAACUUCCUGCCCGAGUCGACGAUGCGCCGCCUAGCGCUCCAGCCGACGGGCGGGGAGCUACUCCGGGUCACCGUGGCUAACGGUGACCACCUUCGGUGCCAUGGGAUUGCCCGAGACGUACCUGUCACCAUCGGCGACGAGCACUUCACCAUCACGUGCGCGGGCAUUGACCUGGGCUGCUUCGACUUCAUCCUCGGCGUCGACUUCUUGCGGACCCUCAGCCCCAUUCUCUGGGAUUUCGACGCCAUGGCGGUGACUUUCUGGCGCUUGGGUCGCCGCAUCCAGUGGACGGGCGUGGGUGGCGCCUCUCCAGCGACGCCGCAGCUUCAACUGGCAGCGACUGACACAGGGCCUGGACACCCCCUGUUGGAUCGUCUCUUGCAGCAGCACCACGACCUCUUCGACGAGCCUUAGGGCCUUCCGCCAGCCCGGGCAUAUGACCACCGCAUUCAUCUCCUGCCGGGAUCGGCGCCGGUUGCGGUGCGCCCCUACCGCUACCCCCAGUUGUAGAAGGACGAGCUAGAGCGGUAGUGCGCACUCAUGCUCGCUUUGGGCAUUAUCCGGAUCUCCACAUCGCCGUUUUCGGCACCGGUCCUCCUCGUCCGCAAGUCGGACGACACGUGGCGCUUCUGCAUCGACUACCGUGCCCUGAACGCUCUGACGCUCAAGGACAAAUUUCCUAUCCUAGUCGUCGACGAGCUUUCGGAUGAGCUACAUGGGGCGCGCUUCUUCACCAAGCUCGACCUCUGUUCGGGCUACCACCAGGUGCGGAUGCAUCCGGACGAUGUCGGGAAGACGGCGUUUCGGACUCAUCACGGCCACUUUGAGUUCUUGAUGAUGUCUUUUGGCCUCUCCAACGCCCCGGCAACCUUUCAGGCCUUGAUGAACGACGUCCUCCGCCCCUACUUGCGUCGUUUUGUGCUCGUGUUCUUUGAUGACAUUCUUAUCUACAGCGCUUCUUGGGCAGAGCACCUUCAGCACGUCGCCGUCGUCUUCAACGAGCUUCGAGCGCAUCAUCUUCAUCUUAAGCGCUCGAAGUGCUCAUUCGGCACACCUUCAGUCACCUACCUCGGCCAUGUCAUCUCGGCCGAGGGUGUGGCUAUGGACGCCGACAAGGUGGCGGCGGUCCGGCCUGGCCGACACCCCACUCGUCACGGGCUCUCCGCGGUUUCCUGGGCCUCGCGGGGUACUACUGGAAAUUUAUCCGGGAAUUUGGCCUCAUCGCGUCCCCGCUCACGCGACUGUUACGACACGACGCCUUCGCCUGGGAUGCGGAGGCCACGGAGGCGCUCGAGGCCCUCAAGAAGGCCCUCACGACGGGUCCCGUACUUCAGAUGCCCGAUUUCGACCAGCCAUUCAUGGUGGACUACGACGCCUCCGGUGUGGGGUUCGGCGCCGUCCUUCAUCAGGGAGACGGACCGCUUGCAUUCUUCAGCAGGCCUUUUGCCGCGCGCCAUCAUAAGCUCGCGGCCUAUGAGAGGGAGCUCAUUGGCUUGGUGCAUGUCGUACGCCACUGGCGCCCGUAUCUUUGGGGGAGGUCGUUCCGGAUUCGCAUGGAUCACUACAGCCUCAAAUUCUUAUUGGAUCAAAGGUUUUCCACCAUUCCCCAGCACCAGUGGAUCAGCAAGCUUUUUGGCUUUGACUUCACCGUGGAGUAUCGUCCGGGUCGCCUUAACACCGUGGCCGACACCCUAUCCCGCCGCGACGCCGACCACGCCUCGAACACCGGCGACUCCGACGGGGCAGCUCUCUGCAUCCGCUCGGGGCCCUCCUUCGCCCUCCUUGACGACAUCUGUCGAGCCACCUCCGACGCACCGGACGCUCAACUUCUUCGGCAGCGCCUCACAGCCGGCGACCUGGCCGAGCCGUGGCGCC
Molecule: messenger RNA, 2236 nt
Organism: Hordeum vulgare subsp. vulgare (domesticated barley)
Lineage: Eukaryota; Viridiplantae; Streptophyta; Magnoliopsida; Poales; Poaceae
Exons: 1
Coding region: 194-775 (193 amino acids)
Source: RefSeq, a predicted model, not a curated record